Messenger RNA from Trypanosoma grayi, 3300 nucleotides. RefSeq names its product chloride channel protein. Lineage: Eukaryota; Euglenozoa; Kinetoplastea; Trypanosomatida; Trypanosomatidae. Gene Ontology annotation, biological process: chloride transport; transmembrane transport. Gene Ontology annotation, molecular function: voltage-gated chloride channel activity. Bases 1 to 3300 code for a protein of 1099 amino acids. Gene Ontology annotation, cellular component: membrane; intracellular membrane-bounded organelle. The transcript has a single exon. The record is from RefSeq and is a predicted model, not a curated record.
AUGCGGCUUCACAAAGCAAAGGAGCAUCAAAAACAAUGCAGCGUCUCACUGUUAGUUGAAGAGGAAAAUGUUGUGGAUUACGACACGUAUCACGAUGCUCUGGCGGCUUCCACCUCCACCCCGCUGCUCUGGGAUAGCGACACGAGGUCAUUGAGAGAGCAAUUCAGGGCCACAAUCCCUGAAAAGCAACACCGUCACUACUUACCACAUGAACGGCAGAAGAUGGAGCGGUACGAGUCUGUUGACACCUACGAGCCCUCAACGACAGUGUACAAAGACCAUCUGGAAAGCCGAAGUCAGGAGCCUCGGUGGUUUAUAUGGGUUUUUGUGUUUGGAUUGGGCGUCACGUCGAGUGCUGUCGCCAUCGUGGUGGUGUCUUUGCUGCAUGUACUGAAUGGCCUGCGGUAUGAAUUGUUGGCCUUUGGCCUUCGAGGAUUCUCUUUUAACGAUCUGAACCGGUAUGCGCAAGAGGGGAUGUCAAACCAGACGGGAUUAGACAUCGCCGCAUUGUUGCAAGGCAGUGGCGUGGGUCUGUAUGGCAUCGAACCACGCUCCUAUACCAAGGGGUACUUAAUGUGGGUAGCUUUUAGCCUGAUCAUGUCUCUGCUGUCAAGUUUCAUUUGCGCCCUUGUCCCCGAGAGUAUCGGAUCAGGGUUACCCGAAGUAAUGGCUUAUCUGAAUGGUGUUCACUACCCCACGCUGAGCAGUUUCCGGGUGCUCCUUGCCAGGGUGUGUGCCAUCAUAUUCAGUGUUUCCAGUGGUGUCUGUACAGGUCAUUUUGGUACUCUGAUUCUGUCGGGUGCGAUGCUCGGUGCACAGGCCCUCCAAAGGCGUCGUUAUUUCCGUUGUGACUGCGUAAAUAUUAUUGACUGUUUUCGCAAUCCACGUGAUCGCCGAAGUAUUAUUGUGAUUGGCGCCGCAGCUGGAGUGGCAUCUGCCUUUAGCGUUUCUAUUGGAGGGCUGAUGGUGGUUGUGGAACUUAUUCCCACCAUCCUUCCUGUUCGGUUUGCACUCUACGUCUUUGUUGCGUCCCUCAUAUCUUCACUAACACUGCAGGCCUACUUUUCAUACUUUUCCUACUUUGACCUUCGUGAUCGAAAUUCAUAUCCCCGGGGGGAAUUGAUGUCGGAGAUGGUGCAGUCGUUUGCAUCGAGUGUGCCAUUUGAAGGUCUGGUGCGGAUGCACAUUAUCUACUUUCUUCCAGCAGUUGGCAUUGGGCUCCUGUGUGGUGUUCUUGCUGGCGUGUAUGUUCGAUUGAGUUGGAUAGCCUUGGUUCUCCGGCGUCGAAUGGAGAAGCGACUACAUACGAAAGCCAUCCGCUAUUUGUUACCGGUUGUGUUUACGGUGGUGUACAUUACACUUAACUACUGGGUUGUUGUUGCACUUGGAAGUGAUGGUUGGUCGCCAUCGUCAUUACCUGCUUCUCCGACGUGCAACACCACCGACGAUGAGUUAUCACUCAAUUUGAAACAGCAAGAUCACCAGUAUCAUGAAUUGUCGUUUGCGUUACAUGAAGCGGGAAGCGAGUCGUCUUCCUUCAUGAGCACCGGGACGGUGGGUUGGCCGUGCGUUGGCGUUCCCUUGACUGUGCUCGCCACCCGAAAUGUCUCCACUGUUGCCUAUUACGGAGCUAAUGGUUUUUUCUGCGCAGCGCUGAACACCGAAACGAAUCUCACCUUGAAGACACAAGAAAAGGCACAGAUGUUAAGCGUGUUACACUCGUACGCUUCCCUCGCUUUCGCCAACGCCGACUCCGCGGUGCAAACUCUCUUAAGUUGGCGGACAGAAGAAAUGCUGCAGGCACCUGUACUUGCCAUAUUUCUCGUGAUUUACUUUAUUGCUUCUGCCCUGUUUCUAGGCGUCUCAUUGUGUGGUGGCACCUUGUUACCUGGUCUUGUUGUUGGUGCUGCAAUUGGUCGACUGGUUGGCCUUGGUGUCUUCUUUGCGGAGGCAUCUGUUGUGAAGAGCGGUGUGCGUUCAACGUGGGCAGAUCCCGGUUGCUUUGCCCUCAUCGGUGCCGGUAGUUUUGUCGGCGGUACGACAGGUCUUACUUUUUCCAUCUGUACCAUUCUAAUGGAGACCACUGGUGACUUUCAACACCUCCUUCCACUUAUGAUGGGCAUAACAAUCGCCAAAAAGACGGCGGAACUCUUCACGCAUAAUAUCAAUGCUAUGAUCCUCGAGGCGCGAUGUGUGCCGAUGCUCGAUUUUGAGAAUCAGCUGCACAAGUAUCCUAUGUAUGAUGCCCGUCAUGUGAUGGCACCGCAUGUGGUGACGCUGGAGACAGUGUGUACCCUUCGUCGUAUCUUUGAGGUACUGCACAGUACGCGCCACAAUGCAUUCCCGAUAGAGAGCGUGCAGGACCGGACGUACAAGGGCAUCAUUGUGCGUCAGCAAUUGGAGAUUCUCCUAUGGCACACACAUUUCGCACACUUGCCCUCUACUUGCACCUAUGAGAUUGGGAAGAAGGUAGAGGCUCGCCUGUUUCACGACGGUCUGCUUGGCACCUUGCCAUCAUUGGAAAAGAAGCUAGAUAUUCGCAUGGACCUCUCUCCUUACAUUGAUCACUCGGGGUUCUGUGUGCUUGAUACAACAACGCUUCCACGAGCUUACACUAUGUUCCGAACGCUGGGUCUACGCCAUCUGACUGUGGUAAACAGGGACAAUCGCAUUGUUGGGAUUAUCACGAGGAAAGAUCUGGUGUCUGACCGUAUUAUUGAGGCCAUCAGUGCCGCUGAAGAGACCCGCCGUUUGUUAAUGGAAGCGAGACGCCGCACGGGUCCAGAAUUUCCAGCAGAUGUUGGGAUAAGCCAAAACAAGAAUAACAACAGGGAUGAUGUCGGUGUUUGUCUUGUCGGUGCGCCAGGUUCUCUUUGUUCCACAAGGUCUCUCGUGAAGGGCCUACGGCGCGAUGAACUCGAUGAUGAGUCGUACCGCUUGGAUGAGUGGAUCCUAAUGAGUAGAGACAAUGGCACUGGUGAAGACGACACAUCUUCGAUGGAGACGCUGAUGCAUCCCAGCCCAUCGUGGGUUUCUGCCAUUCGCGCGCAAGCUAAGAAGAAAAGAGAACCAUCGUUUGCAGUACCGAACACCCCCUUUGGGCCAUCCGAUGCAAACAGCACUGAGCAAGAGGCAUUGCUUUCGCCCACGUUGAGGAUCGGUUUGCGUGAAGGGUAUGCUUGCCCCACGAAGGAUACCACGUCUGGAAAGCCGCUGCCAGUAAAUCGGCCAGGUUAUCACGCAUUGUCGCCCUCUGCCCGCAUGUUCAUGGCGUCCUCGGUGGAGUAUAUGGAACAAUGA